UCGGUUAAAAUCGAAGCGGCAGUCGUGCGAUCGUCAUGCUGACGUGAACAACGCAACCGUGACAUACGUAAGACGACUGUAGUAUUUUUUGAACUAGGAACCCUGUGACAGAUAACCUAGUGAUUAGAUUGAAUUCUUUAAUAUUUCUCCAUCCGGAAAAAUACGCGAAAAGUUUUUUUUUAAGACCAUACAUGGCGCUUCCUGUAGAGAAUGGCGAUCCUUCGUUGUUUUUGAUAAAAGUAUUGCCCGGAUUUGAUGUUAAAAAAACGUUCGACUACGAGCAGUUCCGAACACUCUGCGUCCGAUUGUUCAGCGAGUACGAAGUCGAGCAGGAUGAGUGGAGGGUACGAGAGGUCUUUGAGCUAUUUGACGCAGACGCGAACGGUGUGUUGGACAAUCAGGAAAUACACAGCUGCUGUAAUUGGAUACAUGCGAUUGUAAAUCCCGUCAAUGUUUUGCUCGUCGUCGAUGUACAGAAUGAUUUCAUCGAUGGCACGCUGGCACUUCGAAAAUGCGGCUUUGGGCAGGACGGGUUGGAAGUGGUGCAACCGAUAAAUCGGCUUUUGAAAGAGGGUCGCUGGGACAAAGUGAUAUAUACACAGGAUUGGCAUCCCGAGAAUCACAUCAGCUUCUUUGAAAAUUUGGCGAUGCGCGAACUUCACCCAAAAUCUGAAAUCACUAAGGAAACGGCAAAACCCUUCGACACCGUCGUUUUUUUGCAACCUCAUAUAACGCAAAUACUUUGGCCAAAACACUGUGUUAAGAACACCUGGGGCGCUGAAUUGCAUAAAGAUCUACUAAUAAUACCUUCUUCUGAACGGGUACAUAAAGGUCAGGACCCAGACAAAGAAUCAUAUUCAGCAUUCGAAGAUGCGGAAGGUUCCUUGAAACUUAAAAGAAUUUUGUCGGCCGUUGGCGCUACGCACUUAUACGCCUGCGGCAUCGCGUAUGAUAUAUGUGUAAAGCAGACAUGUUUGGAUUGCUUGCGGUUGGGUUAUCCCGUAGCUGUGAUUGAAGAUUGCUGUCGUAGUGUAAAACCCGAUAGCGAAACGACUACAACAUAUAUUGAAAAUGGCGCUCUAGUAGAGCGGUCUGACCGUAUUCUGUCUUUGGUGAACGAUGGCAAGCACAGUCUGGUGAUGGCGCAUCAAGCCGCAAAAUUUAUAAAUCAAACAAAACUUCAUAUUAUGUAAAAGGUGAUACUAACUUGCCGUUACCGAUGACGGUCUGUUUGGUGUCUUGUUGAACCGGUCUACCACUGUUGAACCAAACCCAUAAAAGCCCUGGA
Messenger RNA from Cyphomyrmex costatus, 1288 nucleotides. RefSeq names its product nicotinamidase. The coding region runs from base 192 to 1193 and encodes 333 amino acids. The record is from RefSeq and is a predicted model, not a curated record. NCBI's taxonomy places the organism in Eukaryota, Metazoa, Arthropoda, Insecta, Hymenoptera, Formicidae. The transcript is spliced from 5 exons. Gene Ontology annotation, molecular function: calcium ion binding.